Molecule: messenger RNA, 858 nt
Organism: Nematostella vectensis (starlet sea anemone)
Lineage: Eukaryota; Metazoa; Cnidaria; Anthozoa; Actiniaria; Edwardsiidae
Product: piggyBac transposable element-derived protein 4
Exons: 2
Coding region: 1-858 (285 amino acids)
Source: RefSeq, a predicted model, not a curated record
AUGGUAAAGAGUAAGCAUCGGUCAGGGAUGAGGCAGUAUAUAAAGAACAAACCAACGAAAUGGGGACUGAAGUUGUGGGUUCUGGCAGACAGUGCAAACGGUUACACUUAUGACUUUGAUGUCUAUGCCAGAAGACAGACAGCGAAUGCCCCAAGUACUAAUGGGCUUGCAUAUGAUGUGGUCAUGAAGUUAUUAUCACCCCUACUCAAUCAAGGAUACCAUCUGUAUUGUGAUAACUUUUACACAUCAGUGACACUUAUAAAUGAUCUUUUCCUUGUGGAGACACCAGCUACUGGCACUGCAGCUGAAAAUAGAAGGGGGUUUCCAGAGGAGUUGAAGAAUGGCAGAAAGUUGAGGCAGCUGAUGGCCAUCAACAACUACAACAGCUAUAUGAAUGGUGUGGACAGAUCUGACCAGCUGAUGAACAACGCUCUCUCAAAGUGCAGAAGAUGGUGGAAAGUCCUCUUCUUUCACAUGAUUGAUAUAGCUGUUGUAAAUAGCCAUAUUCUUUUCCAGAUUCACUGUGCCAAGAACCCUGACAACACAGCACUUCAUCACCCGAAAAAGUACUCAGUUGCUGAGUUUAGAGAAGAACUAGUGAGACAGCUGGCAGGCUUAGAAGAGUUUGGUCCCCCACCUGCCCACAAGCCACCAACUAGCGCACCUAACCAGUUUGAGAGUGUCCACAUGCCAAUGAUGUCGGAUGUGAAGAGGAACUGUAAGGUUUGUGAUGCAACCACAGGAAAAGAACUAAAGGUCAGGACCUACUGCGAAGCACCCCAAUGCCAGGCAUACCUGCACCUCACCAGCACCCAGGACUGUUUUAAAAUAGGGCACAGCAAGGAGUUCCAUGAGUAA